Phytophthora nicotianae INRA-310 is the source of this 468-nucleotide messenger RNA. RefSeq lists its product as hypothetical. The record is from RefSeq and is a predicted model, not a curated record. The transcript has a single exon. Bases 1 to 468 code for a protein of 155 amino acids. NCBI's taxonomy places the organism in Eukaryota, Oomycota, Peronosporomycetes, Peronosporales, Peronosporaceae.
AUGGCUGAUAAAUUUGCUGAAGAAGUCAUGAAAGAAUCAGUAAAACUUCUGAAACGAAAACGAACUGUAACUCCCCCGAAUAAAUCUCCUACUGACAAACGAGCGACAAAAAAAGCGGCUCAACGAGCUGAAGCGGAACCCUCGAUUACUCGACAACUAUUUCAAGACUCGGAUGAUGCGGGGAGCAGUGACGACGAGGAAAUAAAAGAAGAGAAGAGAUUACGUGGGCUGAAUGCCGGUAUAAAAAAAGUAUAUACUGACGAUAUCAACAGCUACAAAAGCUCAUAUGCAAACAACCUGUACGAGAGUAUCCGACAAAGAUUUGGCGAAGCUAUUGAGGCGCGCAAAGGCAAAGAAUAUUUUGGAGACAAUGCUCCGAAACCGUCAAGAAAACAUAAAAUGUCAAAGACUGCUAUGAAUCAGUACAAAGCGGAAAUGAAAGGCUGGCUCGAUGGGAUCUUUAUUUAA